Molecule: messenger RNA, 2225 nt
Organism: Solea senegalensis (Senegalese sole)
Lineage: Eukaryota; Metazoa; Chordata; Actinopteri; Pleuronectiformes; Soleidae
Gene: babam1
Product: BRISC and BRCA1 A complex member 1
Exons: 9
Coding region: 193-1329 (378 amino acids)
Biological process (GO): mitotic G2 DNA damage checkpoint signaling; protein K63-linked deubiquitination; double-strand break repair
Cellular component (GO): BRCA1-A complex; BRISC complex; nuclear body
Source: RefSeq, a predicted model, not a curated record
CCCACUUCCGGAUUGGAUCAUUUCCGGUAAGGAAGUUGUUCGUUCCAAACAAAUGCUAGCUCGUAGUUGAAUUUUUCCUGCAACUUUAAAUGACAGUUACAUUAAUUGAGCCAUAGAAGUGUGGUGUCUGUCAUCUAGCCAAACUAGUUCCUGAGAUCAUCAUCUCCACCUCCUCAGUAAACCUCUGUAUCCAUGGAGACACCAGAGCCUGGUCCAGCCGAUGGAGAGGAGCGUCUGGUGGAGCUGCGGCCUCGCACACGCUCCAACCCUGAAGGUGCUGAGGAUCGUCGCAGUAGCACAGGGAGCCUGGGAGGCAACAGUAACCCAAACAUAUCUCAGCCUGCAGUGGGCAGUCGUGUAGAGGGCGAGGGCGAGGCUUCGACCAGUGACAGUCCUCCGAGCUCCACCACCACAACUGUGUCGACAGCUGCAGCUCAAACUGUAGUUCCCGUUGCAGCUGCAGUACCGGUUACAGUCAGUGGUGCAGUGUCUUUGUCUGCUGCAGCCGUUGCAGCCAAAGAGAGGCCAAAGCCCACACAGCAGCAGCCCCCCACACUCACUACCUCCAUCCCGCCACCAGCAGAGUACCAACUGCGAGUCCCCCGUGUCAACUGCCCUGAGAAAGUGAUUAUCUGCUUAGACCUUUCUGAAGAGAUGUCUUUGCCAAAGUUGGAGUCUUUUAAUGGGACUAAAACCAACGCCCUGAACAUAUCUCAGAAGAUGAUUGAGAUGUUUGUCAGAACUAAACACAAGAUUGACAAACGGCAUGAGUUUGCGCUGGUUGUAGUUAACGAUGAUGCCCUUUGGCUGUCAGGCUUCACAUCUGACCCCAGGGAGCUGUGCAGCUGUCUGUAUGAUCUGGAGACCAAUGUGUGCGAGUCCUUUAACCUGGAAGAUCUUCUGAAUGUAAUUCGUCAGAAGAUUGAACUUCCGUUGAUGGAGAAUGUUCAGACCAUUCCACCCCCUUAUGUGGUGCGGACCGUGCUCAUCUACAGCCGACAUGCAGGGCAGCUUCAGUUCAACUCCUCCGAGGCCGUUAGUAAAAUGCUGCAGUCUCCAUAUUUUUUCUUUGAUGUGGUUUAUCUGCACAAUGGGAUGGACGAGCAGGGUGAUGAGACGAGUUGGAGGGACAACUAUACCUCUUUCUGUAACCUGGACUCCAAGGGCAUGUGCUAUCGCUUUGAGGUUGCCUUGAGUGGACCUGCCAUUGAGCUUCACAACUGCAUGGCCAAACUUCUGGCUCACCCAUUACAGAGACCUUUCCAGAGUAAUGCGUCUUACAGCCUGCUGGAAGGGGAGGACCCACAGGACAUUGAAGCAACGGUCUAAAACAGACACACUUAUAAAGCACUGCCUCUCUGUGAAAUUUACAAACUCUAGUUUAUCAGAAAAAGACACAUUUUCAACUUCAACUUCAACACAAGUUCAACUUAUUAUUUGCGUGUGUGUUUUUUUUCUCCAUUUACUGCGACAGAGCAAACAUUAUUGAGAAUACCUUGGAAAAUCAUCAAGUUACUAACACAAUCAUUGUGUUUUAGCAUAAACAAUGAAUGACUCAUUUAUUGUUCUGAGCUGUGAAAUAAAUGAAUCUGAUUGUUAGUGGUUAAGUCAGACGUUGCUGGGUGUCUCCUGCGGAGGGAGAGAUGGCGUGGCAUCGUCAGACUGUCUGGAAACAGGGCACUACUAGAAAAUUAAAUUAAAUAAGAAUUAAAAAAUAAAUAUGAUGGCUAAUUUAUCAGUUUUCUCAAACAUGCUACCUUGUUUUUUUUUCUUACAAAACUAUCCCACUGAUUUUUAUGUGAUCCUCCAAAAGGGAAAAAUCACUCAACGCCUGGGACAGUUUUCCACAGCAGUCUUUUGGGACUUUGAAGUAGUGUGCUGUAACAAGAUGUACUGUAUUAUGAAGGUGAAACUUCAUUUCGAUUUCCUUCCUCAUUUAGUUUGUAAUUUUCCACCCUUGUUAUUUUAAAUACUUCUUUUAUUUUGAUGUAGCUGAUUUUAAUUAUUUAACUAUGUUUGACAGACAGUGAAAGAAUGUACAGUAAUAUAGAUGUGGCCUCAUUUGAUUUAAAUAUGUUGCGUUACAAUGAUGAUGAGAUGAUGUCUGUGGCACUGGGUGUUAUUUUGGAUAAGGCCUCUUGUACAGCCAGUCUAGCUGCACUUAUCUCUAAGUAUGGACUAUCAUUUUGAAGCUUCUGGUGAUUAAAAAAACAUAUUUAAUCAUA